UUGGUCUCUGUGGGCAGCAUCAGGAGGAGGCAGCAGCAGCCGGAGAGGAGGGAGGUGUGCGAGGCACAUUCCACCAGAUAGCUCCUUGCCGCUGCUCUGCCUGGCACUGCCAGGCUCUCCCCACCAGCAUGGCUCUAAUUGUCCACCUCAAGACCGUCUUGGAGCUUCAGGGCAGAGGUGACCGGAUCGCCAAAGUGACUUUUCGAGGGCAGUCCUUCUACUCCCGGGUCCUGGAGAACUGUGAGGAUGUGGCUGACUUCGAUGAGACAUUCCGGUGGCCAGUGGCCAGCAGCAUUGACAGAAACGAGAUGCUGGAGAUUCAGGUUUUCAACUACAGCAAAGUCUUCAGCAACAAGCUAAUUGGGACCUUCCGCAUGGUGCUACAGAAGGUAGUGGAGGAGAACCGUGUGGAGGUGACCGACUCACUGAUCGAUGACAACAAUGCUAUCAUUAAGACCAGUCUAUGCAUGGAGGUCCAGUAUCAGGCCACAGAUGGUACAGUGGGCUCUUGGGAUGACGGGGACUUCCUGGGAGAAGAAUCUCUUCAGGAGGAGGAAAAGGAUAGCCAGGAGACAGAUGGACUGCUGCCUGGCUCCCACCCCAGCUCCCGAACACCUGGAGAGAAGAGCUUCCGCAGAGCCGGAAGGAGCGUGUUCUCUGCCAUGAAGCUCAGCAAGACCAGGACCCACAAAGAGGAGCCCCAAAGACAAGAUGAACCGGCAGUGCUGGAGAUGGAGGACCUGGACCCCCUGGCCAUUCGGCUCAGGGAUGGACUGGAUCCCGACUCCAUGUCUCUAGCCUCAAUCACUGCUCUCACCAGCAAUGUCUCCAAUAAGCGAUCUAAGCCAGACAUUAAGAUGGAGCCGAGUGCUGGGAGGCCCAUGGAUUAUCAGGUCAGCAUCACAGUAAUCGAGGCUCGGCAACUGGUGGGCUUGAACAUGGACCCUGUGGUAUGUGUGGAAGUGGGCGAUGACAAGAAAUACACGUCCAUGAAGGAGUCCACAAACUGUCCUUACUACAAUGAGUACUUCGUCUUCGACUUCCAUGUCUCUCCUGACAUCAUGUUCGACAAGAUCAUCAAGAUCUCGGUGAUCCAUUCCAAGAACCUGCUUCGCAGUGGCACCCUGGUGGGCUCCUUCAAAAUGGAUGUGGGGACUGUGUACUCCCAGCCUGAACACCAGUUCCAUCACAAGUGGGCCAUCCUGUCGGAUCCUGAUGACAUUUCUGCCGGGCUGAAGGGUUAUGUGAAGUGUGAUGUCGCUGUGGUUGGUAAGGGGGACAACAUUAAGACACCUCACAAGGCCAACGAGACAGAUGAAGAUGACAUUGAAGGGAACUUGUUGCUCCCUGAGGGAGUGCCUCCAGAACGCCAGUGGGCCCGGUUCUAUGUGAAAAUUUACCGUGCGGAGGGGCUGCCCCGGAUGAACACAAGCCUCAUGGCCAACGUGAAGAAGGCUUUCAUUGGCGAGAACAAGGACCUUGUUGACCCCUAUGUACAAGUCUUCUUUGCUGGCCAGAAGGGCAAAACAUCGGUGCAGAAAAGCAGCUAUGAGCCACUGUGGAAUGAGCAGGUUGUCUUUACAGACCUGUUCCCCCCACUCUGCAAACGCAUGAAAGUGCAGAUCCGGGACUCCGACAAGGUCAAUGAUGUGGCUAUCGGAACCCACUUCAUAGACCUACGCAAGAUUUCCAACGAUGGAGACAAAGGUUUCCUGCCCACACUGGGCCCAGCCUGGGUGAACAUGUACGGUUCCACACGCAACUACACACUGCUAGAUGAGCACCAAGACCUGAACGAAGGCCUGGGGGAGGGCGUGUCCUUUCGUGCCCGCCUCAUGCUGGGACUGGCUGUGGAGAUCCUGGACACUUCCAACCCUGAGCUCACCAGCUCCACGGAGGUGCAGGUGGAGCAGGCUACACCUGUCUCAGAGAGCUGUACAGGGAAAAUGGAAGAAUUCUUUCUAUUUGGAUCUUUCCUGGAGGCCUCAAUGAUCGACCGGAAAAAUGGAGACAAACCAAUCACCUUUGAGGUGACCAUAGGCAACUAUGGAAAUGAAGUCGAUGGCAUGUCACGACCCCAGCAGCCUCGGCCCCGGAAGGAGCCUGGGGAUGAGGAAGAAGUUGACCUGAUUCAGAACUCAAGUGAUGAUGAGGGUGAUGAAGGUGGAGACCUGGCUUCAGUGUCCUCUACCCCACCCACGCGGCCGCAGAUCACAGACAGGAACUACUUCCAUCUGCCCUACCUGGAACGCAAGCCCUGUAUCUACAUCAAGAGCUGGUGGCCUGACCAGCGCCGCCGUCUCUACAAUGCCAACAUCAUGGACCACAUUGCUGACAAGCUGGAGGAAGGCCUGAAUGACGUGCAGGAGAUGAUAAAAACAGAGAAGUCCUACCCCGAGCGCCGCCUGCGGGGUGUGCUGGAGGAACUCAGCUGUGGCUGCCACCGCUUUCUCUCCCUCACCGACAAGGACCAGGGCCACUCAUCCCGCACCAAGCUGGAUCGGGAGCGCCUCAAGUCCUGCAUGAGGGAGCUGGAGAGCAUGGGGCAGCAGGCCAAGAGCCUACGGGCUCAGGUAAAGCGACACACAGUACGAGACAAGCUGAGGCUGUGCCAGAACUUCCUGCAGAAGCUGCGCUUCCUGGCAGAUGAGCCCCAGCACAGCAUCCCAGAUGUGUUCAUCUGGAUGAUGAGCAACAACAAGCGCAUCGCCUAUGCCCGGGUGCCAUCCAAAGAUCUGCUCUUUUCCAUUGUAGAAGAGGAGCUGGGCAAGGACUGUGCCAAGGUCAAGACCCUCUUCCUCAAGUUGCCAGGGAAGAGGGGCUUCGGCUCUGCAGGCUGGACAGUACAGGCCAAGCUAGAGCUCUACCUGUGGCUGGGCCUCAGCAAACAGCGAAAGGACUUCCUGUGUGGCCUGCCCUGUGGCUUCGAGGAGGUUAAGGCAGCCCAAGGCCUGGGCCUACACUCCUUCCCACCCAUCAGCCUGGUCUACACCAAGAAGCAGGCCUUCCAGCUCCGAGCCCAUAUGUACCAGGCCCGAAGCCUCUUUGCUGCUGACAGCAGUGGGCUCUCUGAUCCCUUUGCCCGUGUCUUCUUCAUCAACCAGAGUCAGUGCACAGAGGUGCUGAAUGAGACAUUAUGUCCCACUUGGGACCAGAUGCUGGUAUUUGACAAUCUGGAGCUGUAUGGUGAAGCUCAUGAGUUGCGGGAUGAUCCCCCGAUCAUUGUCAUUGAAAUCUACGACCAGGAUACUAUGGGCAAAGCUGACUUCAUGGGCCGGACCUUUGCCAAGCCAUUGGUGAAGAUGGCAGAUGAGGCAUACUGCCCACCCCACUUCCCACCCCAGCUGGAGUACUACCAGAUCUACCGAGGCAAUGCCACAGCUGGAGACCUACUGGCUGCCUUUGAGCUACUACAGAUUGGACCAGCAGGGAAGGCUGACCUUCCACCCAUCAAUGGCCCAGUGGACAUGGACAGAGGGCCCAUCAUGCCUGUGCCUGUAGGAAUCCGACCAGUGCUCAGCAAGUACCGAGUGGAGGUGCUGUUUUGGGGCCUUCGAGACUUGAAGAGAGUGAACCUGGCCCAGGUAGACCGACCGCGGGUAGACAUCGAGUGUGCAGGGAAGGGAGUGCAGUCGUCCCUGAUUCACAAUUACAAGAAAAACCCCAACUUCAACACCUUGGUCAAAUGGUUUGAAGUGGACCUUCCAGAGAAUGAGCUACUUCACCCGCCCUUGAACAUCCGAGUAGUGGACUGCCGGGCCUUCGGCCGUUACACUCUGGUGGGUUCCCAUGCUGUCAGCUCCCUCCGGCAUUUCAUCUACCGACCCCCAGACCGCUCGGCCCACAACUGGAACACCACAGGGGAGGUCGUCAUGAGCAUGGAACCCGAGGUGCCCGUCAAGAAGCUGGAGACGAUGGUGAAGCUGGAUGCGACUUCCGAUGCUGUUGUCAAGGUGGAUGUGGCUGAGGAGGAGAAGGAGAGGAAGAAGAAGAAGAAAAAAGGCACCUCAGAAGAGCCAGAGGAAGAGGAGCCAGAUGAGAGCAUGCUGGACUGGUGGUCCAAGUACUUUGCUUCCAUCGACACCAUGAAGGAGCAACUUCGACAACAUGAAGCCUUUGGAAUUGACCUGGAAGAGAAGGAAGAAAUGGACAAUACUGAGGGCCUGAAGGGGCCAAUGAAGGGCAAAGAGAAGUCCAGGGCUGCAAAGGAGGAGAAAAAGAAGAGAAACCAGAGUCCUGGCCCUGGCCCUGGGCAUGGGUCAGAGGCCCCUGAGAAAAAGAAAGCCAAAAUUGAUGAGCUUAAGGUGUACCCCAAAGAGCUGGAGACAGAGUUCGACAACUUUGAGGACUGGCUGCACACCUUCAACUUGUUGCGGGGCAAGACAGGAGAUGAUGAGGAUGGCUCUACAGAGGAGGAACGCAUCGUGGGUCGGUUCAAGGGCUCCCUCUGCGUAUACAAAGUACCACUUCCAGAAGAUGUAUCCCGAGAAGCUGGCUAUGACCCCACCUACGGAAUGUUCCAGGGUAUCCCAAGCAAUGACCCUAUCAACGUGCUAGUCCGAGUUUAUGUGGUCCGGGCCACUGAUCUGCACCCAGCUGACAUCAACGGCAAGGCUGAUCCCUACAUUGCCAUCAAGCUAGGCAAGACCGAUAUCCGUGACAAGGAGAACUACAUCUCCAAGCAACUCAACCCUGUCUUUGGGAAGUCCUUUGAUAUUGAGGCCUCCUUCCCUAUGGAAUCCAUGCUGACUGUGGCUGUGUACGACUGGGAUCUGGUGGGCACUGAUGACCUCAUUGGAGAAACCAAGAUCGACCUGGAAAACCGCUUCUAUAGCAAACACCGGGCCACCUGCGGCAUUGCACAGACCUAUUCCAUACAUGGCUAUAAUAUCUGGAGGGACCCCAUGAAGCCCAGCCAGAUCCUGACCCGCCUCUGCAAAGAGGGCAAAGUGGAUGGCCCCCACUUUGGUCCCCAUGGGAGAGUAAAGGUUGCCAACUGUGUCUUCACUGGGCCCUCAGAGAUCGAAGAUGAGAAUGGUCAGAGGAAGCCCACAGAUGAGCAUGUGGCACUGUCUGCUCUGAGGCAUUGGGAAGACAUCCCCCGUGUGGGCUGCCGCCUGGUGCCUGAACAUGUGGAGACCAGGCCAUUGCUCAACCCCGACAAGCCAGGCAUUGAGCAGGGUCGUCUGGAGCUAUGGGUAGACAUGUUCCCCAUGGACAUGCCAGCUCCUGGGACACCUGUGGACAUCUCUCCCAGGAAGCCCAAGAAGUAUGAGUUGCGGGUCAUCGUGUGGAACACAGACGAGGUGGUCCUGGAAGAUGACGACUUCUUCACUGGGGAGAAGUCCAGUGAUAUUUUUGUGCGGGGGUGGCUCAAGGGCCAGCAGGAGGACAAGCAGGACACAGAUGUCCACUACCAUUCCCUCACUGGUGAGGGCAACUUUAACUGGCGCUACCUGUUCCCCUUCGACUACCUGGCGGCUGAGGAGAAAAUUGUCAUGUCCAAGAAGGAGUCUAUGUUCUCUUGGGAUGAGACAGAGUACAAGAUCCCUGCACGGCUCACACUACAGAUCUGGGAUGCUGACCACUUCUCUGCUGACGACUUCCUGGGGGCCAUCGAGCUGGACCUGAACCGGUUCCCACGGGGUGCCAAGACAGCCAAGCAAUGUACCAUGGAGAUGGCCACAGGGGAGGUGGACGUGCCCUUGGUUUCCAUCUUUAAACAGAAACGCGUGAAAGGCUGGUGGCCCCUCCUGGCCCGCAAUGAGAAUGAUGAGUUUGAGCUUACGGGCAAAGUAGAGGCAGAGCUACACUUACUAACAGCAGAGGAAGCAGAGAAGAAUCCAGUGGGCCUGGCCCGCAAUGAACCUGAUCCCCUAGAGAAACCCAACCGCCCUGACACAGCCUUCGUCUGGUUCCUGAAUCCACUUAAGUCCAUAAAGUACCUCAUUUGCACCCGGUACAAGUGGCUCAUCAUCAAGAUCGUGUUGGCGCUGCUGGGACUGCUCAUGCUGGCCCUCUUCCUCUAUAGCCUCCCGGGCUACAUGGUCAAGAAGCUCCUAGGUGCAUGAAGCCCUCCCAACACCCUGUACCUGUCCAGGGUCUGCUGUGUUUACCUUCCCUUGGCCUGGACUCUUUCCCAACUCCCUUAGGAGCCCCAAGAGCCCACCCCCACCAUGAAAGCUUUGGAUAAGGCACCUGCUUCCUGCUUGCUGGGCUGCCAUCCCCUCCCCUGAGACUGUUGCUUGCUUAGUCUUGCCCCAGUCCUGCCUAUAGGUUGGGAAGGGGUGAGGUCCAAGAGCAGGUCGCCUCUUGCCCCAUCUUGCUGAGGUACCACCUUCCUCAGUGCCCACUUCCAAUGAAAGUGGCCCCAAUCUUCCCUGGGGCCUUCCAAAUCUUGGUUUAAAACUCUAAGGAAAUUAGCCAAGGAACAUGGGCCAGUGCCCAAGGGUUUGAAAAGAAUGAACAAGCAGAAAGCACUACCACCCAUUUGCAACAGAAAUGCAGAGGCAGCACUGUUCUGCUUUGCCUGAGCCCCGAGGCUGAGGCAGCUGGCUGCUUUCUUGCACAUGUUCUCCUGGCUCUUCCUCCUUCCCACAGCCGGUUAGCAGGUGCAUAACCUGUGGGUUCCCAUCCUUCCCAGGGCCUCUGCCAGGGCCACUGUUGCCAGCCAGGACAGGAGCUCUGAAAAUGAACCCCAUGUCCGACCCUCCCUGGAGGCAGGCACAGUCAGAAGUCUACACUUAGAGUACUGUCCCCUGCUGCAUCUGGGAUUCUGUU
This is a messenger RNA of Nannospalax galili (Upper Galilee mountains blind mole rat), 6780 nucleotides long. It is a transcript of the gene Otof, whose product is annotated as otoferlin. Gene Ontology annotation, molecular function: AP-2 adaptor complex binding; calcium ion binding. Gene Ontology annotation, biological process: synaptic vesicle priming; plasma membrane organization. The record is from RefSeq and is a predicted model, not a curated record. The coding region runs from base 129 to 6071 and encodes 1980 amino acids. The transcript has 46 exons. NCBI's taxonomy places the organism in Eukaryota, Metazoa, Chordata, Mammalia, Rodentia, Spalacidae. Gene Ontology annotation, cellular component: synaptic vesicle membrane; presynaptic active zone membrane.